Molecule: messenger RNA, 888 nt
Organism: Lycium ferocissimum
Lineage: Eukaryota; Viridiplantae; Streptophyta; Magnoliopsida; Solanales; Solanaceae
Product: protein MANNAN SYNTHESIS-RELATED 1-like
Exons: 1
Coding region: 46-888 (280 amino acids)
Source: RefSeq, a predicted model, not a curated record
GUCACCACCACAGUUACUAUUCAGUACAUUGCUGGUCAACUAAAGAUGGCUGUGGAUCCGAGACAAGUCUUGGCUGAUGUUCUUACUAUCACUAUGUUCGUUAUGCUUGGAGAUAUGAUCAAAAGGGCCCAUUUUGAUGCCCUUCCUGUGGAUUCAGAAAUAUCAAUUCAUGGUACCAGAAAGCAAAGUCUAGUUGGUGGGCCUUGGAAAGAGGAUGGGAAAUCUCUAAACUCAUGUUGGACUAAACCAGUUCUCGAGGAAGCUGACGAAUCACAAGGAUAUGUUACCUUCUCGCUCACUAAUGGUCCUGAAUAUCACGUCUCUCAGAUUGCUGAUGCAGAGGUAAUAGCAAGAUAUCUGCACGCAACUCUUGUACUCCCAGACAUAAGGGGAACCGAACCUGGUGAUAAAAGGAAAUUUGAAGACGUCUAUGAUGUUGAGCAGUUUGUGAAAAGCCUUGAUGGGGUGGUAAAAGUAGCUAAAUCUAAGCCAUCAAAAGUCUCGGGAAGGAAUCUAGCAGUUGUGAAGGUUCCUAGCAGAGUUACUGAAGAACACAUUGAUGUUAACAUCGAGCCAAUUUUCAGAUCAAAGGGGAACAUAAGGCUAGCGACGUAUUUUCCAUCAGUAAACAUGAAAAAAACGAAAGAGAAUAGCAACAUCGACUCAACUGCAUGUUUGGGGAUGUUUGGAACUCUAGAGCUUCAGCCUGAAGUUAAUGGAGUAGUUGAGUCUAUGAUGGAGCGCUUAAGAACUUUGAGUAGGAAGUCAAAUGAACAGUUUAUCGCGGUGGAUCUAAGGGCUGAUAUAUUGGAGAAAAAGAGUUGCCAAGGAAACAGUGCUUCUAAAUCAAAGAGUUGCUAUGGUCCACAAGAGAUAGCUAUGUUUUGA